UCAUAGCUGAGACCCUGCACGUGUGAACUGGACUCGGCACUGGUCCAUUUGCGGGUGGUGUAAGUCUCUGGUAGGGUCACUCUGCAGACACCUGGGUGGGGACAACCUGGCAGAGGCGCGUGCAGGACUACCAUCAAAGCGGGGGCGGUCGCAGUGGAGAUAGUGCACGGGCUGGAAGUUUGUGUCUUAGCCUUUCCCUGGAUACGAGCGUGGAUUGAGAAGGUCCGGGUGUGCGACCGGUCAGUGGGCAAGCCUGCACCUCGGCCAGCACCUUUCAGGGGCUCUGCGGUGUUCGUGAAAAUCUGGGGUUAGUGGGACCAGGGCACAACUCCGCCAGGGUGUUUUGCUGAGGAAGACUAAGGCAGGGAUGGCGAAGCCUGGGGCUUCAGCAGGAUGAGCUCCAAUCGCAGAGCCCCCGUCUGCGGGCAGCCCAGCCGCACGCAUUUCAUACCCGGGUUCACGGUCUGGGGCCAGGAGAAGAUCGGUGCUCAGGAUAUUCCGAGGAACUGUUGGAGGGGAGUGAUCUCCGGCGAUCGCCCUUGGAAUUGGGCCCAGAGCGGGGCUGGUGUGUGACAACUGGGCCUGGGUACCCAUGAGGCUGUGCAGUUCAGUGUGAUUCAUGACCGAGGCUACACGUCUUUGCCCUCUCUCUCCUCGGUACUUUUCACACAUGAGGAGAAGGUGAGCUUCGCAGAAGACACGUUCCCAGAGUCAGAGACCCCUUGCCCACCAUGAAGGGAGCCUGCAUCCUUGCAUGGCUGUUCUCAAGCCUGGGAGUGUGGAGACUUGCUAGGCCCGAGACCCAGGACCCUGCCAAGUGCCAGAGAGCUGAGCACCCUGUCGUCUCUUACAAAGAAAUUGGCCCCUGGUUACGGGAGUUCAGAGCCGAGAAUGCUGUGGAUUUCUCGAGGUUAACAUUUGACCCAGGACAGAAAGAACUUGUCGUAGGAGCGAGAAACUAUCUCUUCAGAUUAGAGCUUGAGGAUCUGUCUCUCAUCCAGGCUGUGGAGUGGGAGUGUGACGAAGCCACCAAGAAGGCCUGUUACAGCAAGGGCAAAUCGAAGGAGGAAUGUCAGAACUACAUACGAGUGCUCUUAGUUGGUGGGGACCGGCUAUUCACCUGUGGGACCAAUGCCUUCACACCUGUCUGUACCAUCCGCUCGUUAAGUAACCUGACUGAGAUCCAUGAUCAGAUCAGUGGCAUGGCCCGCUGUCCCUACAGUCCCCAGCACAAUUCUACCGCCCUACUCACUGCCAGUGGUGAGCUCUAUGCUGCAACAGCCAUGGAUUUCCCAGGGCGAGAUCCAGCCAUUUACCGAAGUCUGGGCACUUUGCCUCCUCUUCGAACUGCACAGUACAACUCCAAAUGGCUCAAUGAACCAAACUUUGUGUCUUCCUACGACAUCGGAAAUUUCACCUACUUCUUCUUCCGAGAAAACGCCGUGGAACAUGACUGUGGGAAGACGGUGUUCUCCAGGGCUGCCCGGGUCUGUAAAAAUGACAUUGGAGGGCGAUUUCUUCUGGAGGACACCUGGACUACCUUCAUGAAGGCUCGCCUCAACUGCUCCCGGCCUGGUGAGGUGCCCUUCUACUACAAUGAGCUGCAGGGUACUUUCUUCCUGCCGGAGCUGGAUCUGAUCUAUGGUAUCUUCACCACCAAUGUAAACAGCAUCGCUGCCUCUGCUGUCUGUGUCUUCAACCUGAGCGCCAUCUCACAGGCCUUCAAUGGACCCUUCAAGUACCAAGAAAACUCUCGCUCAGCCUGGCUGCCUUAUCCCAACCCCAACCCCAAUUUUCAGUGCGGCACCAUGGACCAGGGCCUGUACGUAAACCUGACGGAAAGAAACCUACAGGAUGCUCAGAAGUUCAUUCUGAUGCAUGAAGUGGUGCAGCCAGUGACCACAGUGCCCUCUUUCAUGGAGGACAACAGCCGCUUCUCCCACUUAGCUGUUGAUGUUGUGCAAGGCAGGGAGACUCUGGUCCACAUCAUUUAUCUGGCCACAGAUUAUGGCACCAUUAAGAAAGUACGAGCUCCCCUGAGUCAGAGCUCAGGCAGCUGUUUGCUGGAAGAGAUUGAGCUUUUCCCAGAGAGGAGGAGUGAGCCCAUCAGGAGCCUGCAGAUCCUCCACAGCCAGAGUGUCCUAUUUGUGGGACUACAGGAGCAUGUGGCCAAGAUCCCCCUGAAGAGGUGCCACUUCCAUCAAACACGCAGUGCCUGCAUUGGCGCUCAGGACCCUUACUGUGGCUGGGAUGCGGUGAUGAAGAAAUGCACCAGCCUGGAGGAGAGUCUGAGCAUGACCCAGUGGGAUCAGAGCAUCCCCACCUGUCCGACCAGAAAUCUCACUGUAGAUGGGAGCUUUGGCCCAUGGUCACCGUGGACACCCUGUACACACACUGAUGGCACUGCUGUGGGCUCCUGCCUCUGCCGGUCCCGCUCCUGUGACAGCCCAGCUCCUCAGUGUGGUGGUUGGCAGUGUGAGGGCCCUAGAAUGGAGAUCACCAACUGUUCCAGGAAUGGAGGCUGGACUCCCUGGACCUCCUGGUCUCCGUGCAGCACGACCUGUGGCAUUGGCUUCCAAGUGCGGCAGCGAUCCUGCAGCAACCCCACGCCCAGGCAUGGCGGGCGCGUGUGCGUGGGCCAGAACAGGGAGGAAAGAUACUGCAAUGAACAUUUGCUCUGCCCACCACACGUGUUCUGGACAGGCUGGGGACCUUGGGAACGGUGCACAGCCCAGUGCGGGGGUGGCAUUCAAGCCCGCCGGAGGACCUGUGAAAAUGGGCCUGACUGUGCAGGAUGCAAUGUGGAAUACCAGCCUUGUAACACCAAUGCAUGCCCGGAGCUGAAGAAGACCACACCCUGGACACCCUGGACCCCUGUCAACAUCUCUGACAAUGGAGGUCACUAUGAGCAGCGUUUCCGCUAUACCUGUAAAGCUCGCCUGCCAGAUCCAAAUUUGCUGGAAGUAGGAAGACAGAGGAUAGAAAUGCGGUACUGUUCCAGCGAUGGAACCAGUGGCUGCUCCACAGACGGACUUUCUGGAGACUUUCUAAGAGCUGGGAGAUACUCUGCUCAUACAGUCAAUGGGGCAUGGUCAGCCUGGACUUCCUGGUCACAGUGCAGCAGAGACUGCAGCAGGGGCAUUCGGAACCGGAAGCGUGUUUGCAACAACCCAGAACCCAAGUUUGGGGGCAUGCCAUGCCUUGGCCCAUCGCUGGAGUUCCAGGAAUGCAACAUUUUACCUUGUCCAGUGGAUGGUGUGUGGUCUUGCUGGUCAUCCUGGUCUAAAUGUUCAGCAACCUGUGGAGGUGGCCACUACAUGAGAACCCGUUCUUGUUCGAAUCCAGCCCCAGCAUAUGGAGGGGACAUCUGCCUGGGACUGCACACAGAAGAGGCACUCUGCAACACACAGACCUGCCCAGAAAGCUGGUCAGAGUGGUCAGACUGGUCUGUGUGCGAUGCAUCUGGUACCCAGGUCCGUGCUCGGCAGUGCAUCCUUCUGUUUCCAGUGGGCAGCCAAUGUUCUGGAAAUACUACAGAGAGCCGGCCUUGUGUAUUUGACUCUAAUUUCAUCCCAGAAGUAUCUGUGGCAAGAUCCAGCAGCGUAGAAGAAAAAAGGUGUGGAGAGUUCAACAUGUUCCACAUGAUGGCCGUGGGGCUUAGCAGUUCCAUUCUUGGCUGCCUCCUCACACUGCUUGUCUACACCUACUGCCAGAGGUACCAGCAGCAGUCCCAUGAUGCAACUGUCAUCCACCCUGUCUCUCCUGCCGCCCUCAACAGCAGCAUAACUAACCACAUCAACAAACUGGACAAAUAUGAUUCUGUGGAGGCCAUCAAGGCAUUUAACAAAAACAACUUGAUCCUAGAGGAGAGAAACAAAUACUUCAACCCACAUCUCACUGGGAAGACCUAUUCCAACGCCUACUUUACAGAUCUCAACAAUUAUGAUGAAUACUAGCAGCUCUUAUACUUUGGGCUCGUUGUAAACUCGCUGCUCCUCAAAACCGUGCUCCAUGGCUGCCCAUAUUUCUGAGGCUUCAGAGAUGACGUGUGGAACCAUUUCAAGUGCAUUUCAAACCAGGACUUUCCCAUCGCUACCAAAAAAGUGCACACCCUUAAAUGCCUAAAUGUGGUGUUGUGAAAAUCUGGUCUAUAGAAAACAUUUGGUUGUUGCGAAGUGAGCCAUGGUAUGACAUUUUGUAUUGUGCUCAUCCUAAACUCUAACUGGUCUACUGUUUUUCAGGAGUUUUAUUUCAUAAAUGUGCCAACCAUAUUGAAAAGUGUCUUUGGAAACAUAGCAUCGUCAUGCUUUUGAGUGUAGAGGAUCAGGAUGUUUUAACUUGGAAACAAACAAACAAAUAACCAGGCACUUUAAUCUGAGAGAUGCCUCCCCCCCUGCCCCCCCCCCACACACACACAGAGUCCAGAGUAAUUCACAGAAUGAAGGUGUGGCUAAUGCCAACUCCCCCAACCUGGUGACUCUAGGUUCUUAGAAACAGCUUGUUUGCACUUGGAGUGAUUCUGCCUAGGGAUUCCACCUGCCCUGGAGCACCAAGUCGUGGUCUACUGAGACCCGCUGCUUUGGUCUGGGGCAGUGACUGUCAUCACUGUUUGGUGAACACAUGAAGCAGAGAGCAGCGAGUGAGACACACAACAGUGUUCUACAGCUUGCAGUGAAACUAACCUUACUCUGACUUUUGGAUUCCAUGUCAUCCCAGGAAGCUCCUUGCCACGCUGUGAGCCUGAAGACCAACUUCCCAGACAGUGAGCUUCCUGGCUGAAGAGCCACUCUGAGCAUUUGGGUAGACUCCACACCCUUUCCUCCCUCCCUCCAUGAGGAGAAAAUUCUUCAACAUUUAUGAUGGAAAAUAAUGAAAGUACCAAACUGUAAUUGAAAGCGACUUUAAAAAAAAUUGUGUGUUAUGCAGUGUUUAAUUAACUGAUGUAAUUGAAAGCUACUUUUCAUUUUUUAUUUUUUUGUGUUAUGCAGUGCUGUUAAUGGCUUUCUUUUGUACUCAGCAUCUCUGAUGUGGCUAAUGUGCAGCAAGGCCCCUAUCAAGAGCAUUAAAGGUGUGUAAAGCUGUUCCUCCUUGCAGUCACACUGGAGUGGCACUCCAGUACCAUGCUCUCCUCAUUUGUCCCCUGCUGCCCCAAGACCAGAGGAGGGAAAGGCUCUGGUGUGCUUUACCUCAGUUGCUGCCUUCCUUGUCCUCCGGCUUACUGAGUCCCACUUCUGCUCUAAGACAGUAGCUGUCAGAAUGUAUCAUGAGAGGUAAUGGAGAAGAUUAGGGUUUCAGUGACCCUCCUCUCUCAUCCUAAUGGUUGAAUGUUCUAAGGCUACUCUUGAGGUCCUCAGAGGAGUAAAGAGUGGUUAGCAUCUGAUCUAAUGCUUUCUAAGGUGAGGACAAAAGGUUUGUCUACACCAAUGGUCACUAUGAUAAAGGCCUGGGUAGGCACUCAUGUGUUCUUAUGAAUAUAUAAACUUUCAUGCCUAUGCAGAUAUAGAGCACAGGGAGUGAAGAUUACAGUUUUUUUUUUAAUGAGUAUAUGUUUUCCCCCAUGGAAUAUAAAGAAGCAAUCUCAGAACACAUUCCAAAAAAUCUUAUGAUUAAUCACAAAUUAUUCUCCUAUAAACACAUUUUUCAGACAUAACUCUGUGUUAAAAUUGAAAUUAAAACAGCAGAUGGGCUCUGGGAGAUGUGUCAGAUUGUGAAGAAAUGGCAUAUGGGAAUAUUGGAGUGGGACAUUAUGUGGCAUUUCACACACUUUUUCUACAGUGUAUGAGGCCUCCAUUGCACACACAUUUUUAAAAUCCUCACUCACCAGACAGAAUGUGUCAGAUGAUUUAUUCAUUGUCUCUAGGGUGGAUUUUUAGUGGCUGCUUCAACUCAUCUCAUUACUUUCUUUUAAGAAAAGAAUAAAUCCUCCUGGCAUAGCACUAUUUUACUGUUUUAAAAAUAAUCUCCCCUUCUUGAAUAUUUCUCUAGUUUAAAAGGUCACUCUCUUUCCCCUCGGAAAAAGAGUACAAAUAUUUCAAGAACGUAUGGCUACACUUGAUAGGAAAUGCUUUCUAAAUGACCUGUAAUCUGGCCUUCAUCAAUUUGAUAUAGUAACCCCACCCCAGAGUUUGAAACAAGACAGUUUUCUGAUACUAGUAUUGCUUUUUUGAAGUCUCAUUUUUGACUGCCUCCUUCUCUGUUCAAAUCCCCACCUCCAACCACCACGGGUCCCUUUCUCUUAUUUUGCUGAACAAUUGGAGCAAUUCCUUAGGAAUGCCUUGAGCUAUAUUCUGCUUUUCACUACCUGCUGUGUGGCUUAUUUUCUGUAGGUGUACAGCUGCGGCCCCUGGUGCAGUGUAUGCCACACUCCAGACCUUUCACUGGCACAACACAAACACAUGCAUACCAUACACGCAUACACACACACACACACACACACACACACACACACACACACACAAACAUUUUUAUUUCCCUCCCUACUUCCUCCCCAUAACCCUUCUUCUUUUCUUUUCUGCCUUCUUUAUUCCCUCUCUUUCUUCUUUCCUUUUGCCUUUUGAUGAAAGAAACACACGGAGGAAUUAAUAUUCUAAGCUACAUCUGGCUGAACCUGUUGCUAAAUGACAUUAAUCAACUUAUUUUCUAGAGUUAGGGUUCAAUUUUGGCGUCCUCUCUCUGAUUAGACUGUCAUCAAUCAUUCUAUGUGCUGACAUUCUGCAGAAAAAAAAAAGAAGAGAAUUUUUGCACAUUGUAUAGCCAGAAGUAUUUCCAAAUACCCUGGGGACUUUCUUGGAACUGGGGGUUUGUCACCUUUGACUGAAGCUAUCUCAGUGAGUCCUAAGAAACUCUGGGACAUUGGGUGAAGCUCUGCUUCACAGAAAAACCUCUGUCAACAUAGUCCUAGACUUUUUCUUCAAAACCAUCCAGUGCAAGCUAGGCACCUUUAUGCCUCUGCCCCUUAAGACUUACUCAUAGCACCUUAGUACCUUUGUCCUGUUGGAUGCAUCAAAAUGCAUAUUAAAGUAGAUUCUACCUGACAUUAACAUGUAUGUUGAUGGAAGAGAAGAGGGUUUCUUGAGUGCAUGAUGGAAUGACAGAGACACUAAAGGAAUUGAAGAGAAGCCAUAAACUGAAUGGCUGUGAUAGCAUCUGCUAUGGAAAUGUCUCUGUCCCUAGGAAGGACCAAUCCAUGUGUUUGAUCUGGACCCUGUUGACUAACAGGUAAUACUGAAAAGAAAAAAAAAAAGAUGUGGAAUGUGAUAUGAAAAAGCAAGAGUCAUGUUACUCUCUGCUAAUUAUGCUGCUGCGUGCCCUCUGGUAAGGAUCUGGCCCACAACCAAGUACUGAGGUUCUGGCAUUUGGACGUAUCCAUAAUCAAGUGUCCUGGGUGCAUGGGUCUUAGUCAAGGGCAUCGUUAUCUCCUUAUUUAUCUACAAAGGAAUGAAAACUGCCAGUGUUGACUGACCCCCAUGUCAGCAAAUGUUCCACCUUAAUCAUUGAUAGAAUCAGGUCUUGCCUUCAAUACUGUAGGCAAUUUCUCAUCAAAGGGAAUUCCACCUAUGGACUAUAUUAUUACGUAGCUGAAUAGCUCAAGAGAUGUCAUCCUAAAUAUGCAUCAGACUUGUACUCUGUCAGUUUGCCUAAGCACAGCCUACUGGUAAUUGAAUUUGGCUAUAUCCACAUGUUUCUUUUCUGACUAUUUUCCCUUUUUGAAUAACCACAAAUAUUUCCCCAACAAAUCAAGCCAAAUUCUUCAUCAGUUUUUCCCCAGAGUCAUCAACUUUUUAAACUUUUCCUAGACUCUUUAGUGGGCCGUUCAAGUUUUAAAUCACACUUUGGAGUACACUAACUUCAGUGCUACUGUGUCAAAACACAGUUGGGGAGCUCCAACUGGAAGUAGCAGACACUAUGUACCAAUGGGUGGUACAGUAGACUGUGUCAGCAUUAGAUCAUCUGGUGGCAGGUUAUGUCCAAGUCUCCUGGAUCAAAAAUAUCAGUUUCCAUGGAGAUAUCAAAACAGUGCACUUAGACUCCUUUUCAAGUUCUCUGGUGUCUUUCUAGAGUCUAAAGAUUCGCAUGCCCAGUUCAUCCAUUCAUUCUUACUACUUCAUGAAGCAUCUAGAGACUUAUGUUAAUACACUAUUGUCAAGAUUCCAAAGCCUGUUAGUACCAUGGGUAUGUCAUACUGUCUUCUAGCAGUUACUGCAGAGCAUUGUGAGUACUCUGCUUCUUUGGGAAAUGCAUAUGAAAUGGGAAAACUUAACUUAAUAUUCUUGUUAACCUAAGAGAUGUACCACAGGGAAUGAUGUAUGAGAGAUUACAGUCCAGGGCCUAGGGAUUGUUUAAUCUCUGCAGCUUAUCUUUCCAGUUGUUAUCAUUAAUUAAAGUGAUGUAAGGAGAUUUUCCAAGAUCUAUACAUACUAAUCUAUGGCCUUGAGGUAGUCUCUCUAGAUAAUCUUAUAAAAUGAAGGAAAUGUGUUGCUUUCCAGUUUGCUACUUCUCCUUUUAGGUAACAAAAAUCCUGUGGAUUAUUAAUGUACACAUUGAACUAUUGAUAGAAGUUGCAAAAGUUUCUCUUCCUUGUAGACUUCAUAUCAUAAUGUUGUAUUAACAGAAAUUUGAUACACGUUGCUGAAGCAACAUGGAAACCUGUCUCUUAAAAUAGCUCAGACUGCAAAGACUGUAUGCAGUCUCCUGGAUACCAAAUUCAGAGCCUGGUGCAAAUAGUAUAUUUCAUUAAAAAAAAACUCAGCCCUGAAACAUGAUCUCUUUGAAAGACGAUGUCCUGCCAUUUAUGCUUAUUAUCCAUGACCAGAGCCUUUAUCAACUCUGUUCCCAAGCAGAAAUGCUUUACUGGGAACAUACUGUACAUGUAACUAAACUGAUCAAGGAUACUCUUUGAUCAGAAAGACAAAAGCAGCAAUAGGGAAUCACUAAAAUACAAAUAAGGCAGGAAAAUCUCCACCCCUUCAUAAUCCAUCAAGGACCUAAAACCAGGAGAUUAGCCAUAAUUCUCAUCUUUAUCUGCUUCUUGGGAAUUUAAUACCGACAGGUUCCAAUGUUAGACAAAUACAAGUAAAACAAAAAGCCUAGGCUCUGUUAAACAAAACUGUUCUUCCAUCUAGACAAUAAAGGAGGCCUGUUAUCUGCAGAAGGUGAUACUGACCUUCCUGUACAAAGUUGCUAGUGCCUUUUAUAAGCUAUGUGCUGUUGCUCUUCCUGGUUAUUGAUUGUUCCAAUUAGAAGCCAUGCAUUGGUUGUCUACACUUUGAGGAAAUCUAUUCUGUGUGUCGUCUCUUUGAACUCAGGAACAGGAAAUGAGAGAAAUGUCUCAUGUUCAAGUGUGGUUUUGCUCUCAAAACAGAUCAAGAGUGUGUUGUGUCCAGAUGAAGUGGCCCUGUUCCAGCCUGUAAGAAACUGAUGUUGCUUUAAUUUUUUACAUCUUCAUGGAACUUUAUUAGAGACUGUCCUGUGGUAUGAGAGUCAGCUCUGUUUCUGUAGAAGUCAAUGGGUGUUUCUGUUGCUCUUCAUGCACGGACAUAGGUAUGAGGGAAACAGAUGCAGGCUACUUACAGUGACACAUAUUGUGAAGUGAGAACCAACUAGAACAUCAUUUGGGCUGUUUUGUCAUAUUUUGCAAAUCCAGUAUCAGAACUGCUCAAAAGUUCACAAAAUUAUUACUUUUCGCCUGGGUUUAAGAAAUUAGUAGUGUGUUCUAUGCUGAAGUUGACCACUGAUCUCUUACACUGUUACUGUGGACUCAAAUCAGCUGAUAGAUCUGCUUCGAAAGCAUGCACAGUGGGAUUCUCCAACCACUGAAUCACCAUGAUGCUCACCUCAUCUGCCAAUAAGAUGCACCAGCUUUUCCCAGUGUAAGAUUCUGCAGAACCUGUGACCACUUGGUUUUGACUUGACACCUGCUACGCUUCCUUGCCUGUUUUGUGAUAGAAAAUAAAAUUGUCUAGGAUUGCUCACUCAUUGAAAUUUCUUCUAGGCCAACUUCAGCCCUUGGUAAACUUGCAGACUGUUACCGAUCUUAAGAUUAAAACUUCAAAGGCAAUAUAUAUUAGUUACCACAGAGCCAUUUCAAGAGUGAGAUAGCUCUGUAUUUCCCUGACAGUUUUCUGAAAGAACAGCCACUUGGUUCUGUGUGGGACUGCUGCUGGCUAGUGAGUAUUCUCUCCCUGCUACAAUAGGCAAGCCACACUAUUAAGCCCCUGUGUUUGGCUGUCAGUAUUUGCCCUGAAGUCUCAAUAGCCAUGUGCAUUGGUAUUUUCUGAAGCUAUCAUUUUUCUGUUUCACUCAUUAACCCACUGGAUUGAUAUUCUUCCUGAGAGCUGGCCAGGCCCUUACCUCAAAUUUUACUUAAUGACACCUGGCAGAUAUCUUGUUUUCAGAAAUGAGUUUAAGACCCUAAUUAUGUCAACCCAGGCAGGGAACUAAUUCUGUCUUUCAUGGAACCAAUUAUGGAAGUUCCAAAAGGGGUGGGCAGGGGCACUUCCCAACCAAUCAACCAAACCAAACUCACACCUGUCUAACCAAACAUUAAUACGAAUGAACCAUUAUUACAGCAGUGGAAAUGUCUCUUUGUAUCUGCCCUAGACACAUUCCAGGAUCAAUGUCUCCACCUUCCUCAUUACUUUUAACAAUGAAGUCAUAAAAUGGUCCUGCAUUUUGCCAAGAGCACAGCAUUGCUCCCCACCUAGACCUCCUUCUCCAUCCCGCUCAUCGUCUCUCUGCCAACGUUUUGUGAAAACUAAAAGAAUCCUAAUUAUGUACAGAUAAAAAUUGUAUUAUAUUUUUUGUACUUAAUGUUUUGUGUAAAUAGUUUGCCUUGUUCAGUUGUAUGUGAGUAUUGAAAUAAACCCUGCCAUUUAAGAAACAA
Molecule: messenger RNA, 10882 nt
Organism: Mus musculus (house mouse)
Lineage: Eukaryota; Metazoa; Chordata; Mammalia; Rodentia; Muridae
Gene: Sema5a
Product: sema domain, seven thrombospondin repeats (type 1 and type 1-like), transmembrane domain (TM) and short cytoplasmic domain, (semaphorin) 5A
Exons: 24
Coding region: 732-3956 (1074 amino acids)
Biological process (GO): signal clustering; axon extension; negative chemotaxis
Cellular component (GO): membrane
Molecular function (GO): semaphorin receptor binding
Source: RefSeq, a predicted model, not a curated record